This is a messenger RNA of Pieris macdunnoughi, 402 nucleotides long. NCBI's taxonomy places the organism in Eukaryota, Metazoa, Arthropoda, Insecta, Lepidoptera, Pieridae. The record is from the annotation of a GenBank genome assembly.
AUGGCUUUCUUUGGCAAAUUGUACACACACGACAGCAACGAGAACUUCGAGGAUUUUGUUAAAAGUUUGAAUCUUCCACAAGAGUUUGCUACUGCUUACCUCAAUUCCAAGAUUUCUCAGAAAAUCGAGAAAGAUGGAGACGAGUACGUUAUAACCACCAACAAACCAUCGGGACCAAGUGAAAUGAGAUUUAAAAGCGGCGUUGAGUUUGACGAGAAAAUCACUGCUGAAGUUACUGGCAAGAACACAAUAACUGUAGAUGGUAACAAAGUGACUCAAGUUCAGAAGUUACCUGAUGGCAAAACCGUCACCUUCGCCAGGGAAUACUCACCAGACAAACUUGUUGUGACUAUCACAUCGAGCUUCUGGAACGGCACAGCAAAGAGGAUUUACGUUGCGUAA